ACUUUUGAGAGAGCGCUUUCCAAUCUCCCCUCUAUUCGAUAUUUUUUAUCCAUUAAAAUUUGACAUGGAUCACGGAAGACGUCGACUUCACAGCGGUUCGACUCCGAGAGGAGGAGAACGUCCUGCAAAACGGGAGAGAAUUUCUGUGGAAGAGCAGCAAAGUCAGGAGAUAAGGAAUUUGAAGAGAAAGUUGGAGGAGGCUAGACAGAGAGAAGACAAGUAUAUUAAGAAUGAACAGUUACAUCAUACGGCUAUGAGAAGCAAGCAACAGAGAAUUGAGAGAAUGGAAAAAUCAAUGGAAAGCACGAAUAGAAAAAUGUACGCCACACAAUGCCGCCUGAAUGACAUGGAGAAUAUCUAUGAUGAUUUGGAAAUGGAGAGCAAGAUUAUGGCAGACUUUAUAGAUCACUACUAUGAUUCUCGGAAUAUUACUGAAGAGGAUCGAGAUGAAUUGCAGGACAAGCUGGACGAAGAAGCUGCAAAUUACAGGGAUCUCGAAGACCGAAUCAAGGAAGUUAGGCACCGAGAUCGUUAUAUGAAAACUGUGGAGACUGAGAGAAAACGAACAACGUUCUAUCGGAAGAAGAUGCUCGAGUUGGCCGAGCAGCUGCAGUUUGAGCAGCAGGAGGUGACUGGAGAGACUCCUCUGUGGAAACUUUGCGAGAUAUGCGCGCAUCAGUUUUCCCACAGUGAUGAGUAUGUACCACGUGUGUUGGUAUGUGGUCACACACUUUGCACGUCUUGCAUCGAAAAACUGGACGUUGGAGACGGAAUUCGCUGCCCAUUCUGCAGAACUUGGACCAAUAUGAAACGAAUUGAAGCUCUUCCAAAAAACUUUCAGAUUCUUCAAAUGUGAUUGCCAUAAUAAUAUUCUUUUGAAUUAUAGCUUUGAACUUGAAAUUUUGUGUCUGUAAUAAUGAAGUGUAUUGUAUAGUG
Molecule: messenger RNA, 936 nt
Organism: Caenorhabditis elegans
Lineage: Eukaryota; Metazoa; Nematoda; Chromadorea; Rhabditida; Rhabditidae
Gene: F43G6.8
Product: RING-type domain-containing protein
Exons: 4
Coding region: 65-856 (263 amino acids)
Source: RefSeq, marked reviewed